Micromonas commoda is the source of this 1119-nucleotide messenger RNA. RefSeq lists its product with no specific name. Bases 1 to 1119 code for a protein of 372 amino acids. Gene Ontology annotation, biological process: protein complex oligomerization; protein folding; response to hydrogen peroxide. The transcript has a single exon. Lineage: Eukaryota; Viridiplantae; Chlorophyta; Mamiellophyceae; Mamiellales; Mamiellaceae. The record is from RefSeq and is a predicted model, not a curated record.
AUGCCCCCACCGCCAAACACCCUCCUCCUCCUCGCCGCGCUCCUCCUCGCGACGGCCUCGUCCACCGCCGCCAUGCAGCUCUUCCCCAUGGCGUCGCACCCCGAGGUGGACGCGUGCGUCGACGCGGAGGCUGACGAGCGCCGCCUUCUUCAGCACGACCACUGCGACCGCGGCGGCGUCUCCACCUGCGGCGUGGACGAUCCGGUGAUGACGCGUCACCCCGCGGUGUUGGCCCGUUGGCCCGCCGUCGUCGAUGCGCUGCGAAGGAGCGUGCGCGAUACGACGGCGCGCGCGCGAGAGGGCCUCCGCCGCGCGCGCCGACGACACCGAGCCGCCGCCCGCGCCUCGUCCGAGGAAACGCCCGCGGACGGCGACGGCGCCGCCGCCGACGAGGACGACGACGACGAAGGCGCGCACCACGCCGCGCAGCGCGACACGCUCGCGGCGAUCGUCGACACCCUCGAGGAUAUCGAGCGCCAGCUGUUCCUCGCGGCGCCGUCGCGCCGCGCGGCGUCGCGAGCGCCCGCGCCCCUCGCGGCGCUCCGCGACCGCGCGCUGUCGUGGCUCGGCCGCGGUCCCGAUAAAACGCACGGCACCCCCCCCGACAGUGCCACGACGAACCACGGCCUCGUCGACUGGCAGCGCGACUUGCUGUUCAAGACAGCCGUCGACGUGGUGGAGACGGACCGCGCGUACGUGCUGCGCGCGGACGUGCCCGGGCUCGGGGACGAGGAUCUUCGCGUCGACGUCGACGACGACGCCAGGACCCUGCGGGUGUUUGGCCGCAGAGACGACGCCGAGGAAACCAACGCCAAAACCAAAACCAAAAACGCCAAAACCAAAAACGCCAAAACCAAAAACGCCAAAACCAAAAACGCCGACGAGGACCAAAGCGAAGACCCCGCCUCGGUCCCCGCCCUCACGACGCCGGUGUACCACGCCAGGGAACGACACUUCGGCGCCUUCGAGAACACGUACGCCCUGCCGCCGGACGCGGACGCCGCGGCCGUGGUCGCGUCUGUUCGAGGCGGCGUGCUCGAGGUGACGGUGCCAAAGAAGUCGGCGGAGGCGGGGGCGGGGACGCGGGGACCGAGGCGGGUCGCGGUGGCGCGGGAGUGA